GCAGAGAAAACCAGUUAAAGCCCCCAAACCCAAAAGAUUUUGAAUUUGCUAAUCUUUUGAUAAAUGUCAGUACUUUUCUUCCUUCUUAUUGUAGUGAGGACCUCUUGAGUCAAUCCCAAGCAUAACCGAUAUAAAUCCCAAAGGUUUACUAAAUCCAGUCACUUCCAUUAGAAAGAACGGAGAGCUUGCGAAGAUAAUGUUAGAAUUUCUAGCAAAGACUAAAGCGGAGGAUGCAGAAAUAAAGCUGAAGCUCCUCUUCAAUGGCGAACACUGAGUUUACCACUUAUUUUAUCUUCAUCACUUUGUUCUGCUUUACAGUUCCUUCCACAGCAAAGCCAUCAGCUUUAGUCCGAGAAAUCAAGCAGAAAACUCAAGAGCAAGAUAAAGAACCGUUUGUGGGUGUUAACAUAGGCACGGAUGUCUCAGAUCUGCUUUCACCAGCAGACUUGGUUUCAUUCUUGCAAGUGCAGAAAAUUUAUCACAUUCGACUGUAUGAUGCAAACCCCGAUAUACUCAAAGCAUUGGCGAAGACAAAGAUACGGGUCAUUAUCAGCGUACCGAAUAACCAGCUUUUGGCGAUUGGGUCAUCCAACACCACGGCGGCUUCUUGGGUCGGUCGAAACGUCGUCGCUUACUACCCGGAAACGCUCAUCACCGGUAUUGCAGUUGGAGAUGAGGUCUUGACGACCGUACCAUCCUCGAGUCCUUUGCUGCUUCCUGCAAUUCAGUCUCUUUACAGUGCUUUGGUGGCUGCAAAUUUGCAUACUCUAAUCAAGGUUUCAACCCCACAUGCAGCUUCGAUUGUUCUUGAUACCUUUCCUCCUUCUCAGGCUUACUUUAACCAAAGCUUGACUGCGGUUAUGGUUCCUUUGCUUCAGUUUUUGUCAAGAACUGGGUCUCCUUUAAUGAUGAAUCUUUAUCCUUAUUAUGUGUUUAUGGAGAAUAAAGGUGUGGUUCCGUUGGAUAAUUCCUUGUUUAAGCCAUUGACACCGUCUAAAGAAAUGGUUGAUCCUAACACUUUGCUGCAUUACACUAAUGUGCUGGAUGCCAUGAUUGAUGCUGCAUAUGUUUCUAUGAAAAAUUUGAACGUUACCGAUGUUAUUGUGCUUGUCACUGAGAGUGGGUGGCCUUCGAAAGGGGAUUCGAAAGAGCCUUAUGCUACUAAAGAUAAUGCAGAUACCUAUAAUUCGAAUCUUAUUAAGCAUGUCUUAGACCGUAGUGGAACCCCUUUGCAUCCAGAACUCACUUCCAGUGUGUAUAUUUAUGAGUUGUUCAACGAGGACUUGAGGUCACCCCCAAUAUCCGAGGCGAAUUGGGGAUUGUUUUAUUCAAAUUCAACCCCAGUGUAUUUGCUUCAUGUAUCAGGAAGUGGGACCUUUUUGGCAAAUGAUACAACUAACCAGACCUUUUGUAUUGCAAUGGACGGAGUUGAUUCGAAGACAUUGCAGAUGGCUUUGGACUGGGCUUGUGGUCCUGGUAGGGCAAAUUGCAGUGAGAUUCAACCAGGGGAAAGCUGCUACCAGCCGAAUAAUGUGAAGAACCAUGCUUCUUAUGCAUUUGAUAGCUACUAUCAGAAGGAAGGGAGAGCUUCUGGGUCUUGUGACUUCAAGGGUGUGGCCAUGAUAACUACCACUGACCCAAGUCACGGGAGCUGUAUAUUUCCAGGAAGUAAGGUGGUAAGCAAUAAGACGAGAACGGUUUCUAACUCGACGGAAACAAGUGGUGCAGCUGAGAGGUUAAAGUUCAACAAUUUCCACAGCUGCCAAAUAAGUUCAACGACUCUAGCAUUAUGUAUUUUGUUAUUCAUUCUUUUGUGAAGGCUCGGUGAGGAGGAAA
Molecule: messenger RNA, 1836 nt
Organism: Hibiscus syriacus
Lineage: Eukaryota; Viridiplantae; Streptophyta; Magnoliopsida; Malvales; Malvaceae
Product: glucan endo-1,3-beta-glucosidase 1-like
Exons: 4
Coding region: 261-1817 (518 amino acids)
Biological process (GO): carbohydrate metabolic process
Cellular component (GO): plasma membrane
Molecular function (GO): hydrolase activity, hydrolyzing O-glycosyl compounds
Source: RefSeq, a predicted model, not a curated record